GGACUAGACGAUAAACUUGUCUGGAGUAUUUUCGUCUUUAUUGUUGGUGUUUGGGGAAUCAAGUUGGCUGUGUGAAUGUCUCACGAGGCCAUGUUCAAACUGACUGCCCCUGAAUCACGAGGGCGGGGAACUCCAGCACAGCCCUGCACACCUGGCGAGGGGCUUCCGUCCAGAAUACAAUUCGUUAAAUAACAAACCAGACUAACAGCAAACCCAGGAGAAAGUUGGCACGACUUCAAAUGCAGUCCACAAAGCAGGACCCUUGGCUGCCGGGGAGCCUGUGAGGAGCUCACCUUUGGGGCUCAGAGCAGACGGGUGGAUGUGGGGGGCACCCCUGCCGGCCUCAGGGGCUGUGGCCCACUGCCACUUGGGAGGGCUUGGCCCUGCUUGCCAGGAUGACCACCCCUGCCCAGGGGUCACACUGAGGGCCAGCAGACACACGGCUGUGCGGCUGGAAACGGCCCUCAGCAGCCCACCAGAACACCUCCCACCAGGCUCAGCGCUUGCGUGCGACACUGCUAACACAGAGGUCAAGACCAGGCACAGGAAGCUGUGCGCAUUGGGGAGACUGCCAGGUGGUCCAUCGAGAGGCCUGGGCAGGGCCAGCCUGCAAAGGCUGCUCUCUGCACAACUCAGCAGGCCGAGGCUGGCAGCAUGGCAGGACCCAAGAAAGCUUUAGAAAUACCCAGCCCAGCUGCCAGAAUCCUGAUGUGGUUUCCUGCCAGGAAAGCUGGCUCAGGAGUUGGUUUUUCCCAUACUACCCACCAGAUGUGUGCAGCAGGGACACUGGUCCACCUCCCGCCCUAGUGCUGUGGCUCUGGCCUCGGCCUGCAGCUCAGGGUGCCACUCGCAGGGCGCUCCGUGCAGGGAACUUUCCAGAGAAGAGGCCCUGCUGGCCUAGAGCUCCUGCUGAGUCCGCACUUUCUGCUGUAAAUGUAUGUUUACCGUGUAAAUUUUUGGGUGCGGACUUUCUCCCUGUGGAUCUAUGAUUUCUCAGAAGAGAGAAGCUGAGAAAUGACCUGGAAAAAAAAAAAUCAAAGCUCCAUAAAGGGAGGGAGGAGAGGCUGUGGCGAGAAGCCCGCUGGGCGUGGGGCACUGCGGGGCCACUGCGGGCGCAGGCAGCCUGCCUCACUCUUCCCUCGCGUGUUCGCCUGUCGCAGACCUGCCGUCUCCCCCUCCUCGCCAGGAGUUAGGUCUGAGAGGCCCCCCAUGGCAGCCAGCCUGGCUUCCUGCAGACCUGGCUUCGCAGUCCCACCACCCCAGGCAGAGCAGAGGCGCUGGGGGGGCAGGCACAGGCCAGGGGAAGGGUCCUUGGGGGAGGGGAUGGCCGGCCAGGGGAGCCUGGGGAGACGGGAGCUGAGCAGUGGCUGAGCCAGGGGCGGGGUGGGGGUCACAGCGGGGCUCCCCUCUCUCCAGCAGCCACGCCCACUAUCAGCCCUCUCCGAGUCUGUCCUGGGGCUGACCUCGUGCCCACCCCAGGCGCCUGUCCCAGCCGGCCUGCACCCAGCAGGGUGCUGUGCCCCGUGGGAGCCCUCGGGGAGGCACAGGGCCGCAGCAGGCAGAGGCUGGCCACGCGGCCACAGGACGGGCACACCCCUCUCCUCCCAGGAGAGCAAACACAAGGGGCCUGGGGCCUGCCCUGUGUUCCUAGAAGAGCUGGGGGAGGGCAGUGGCCAGACACCAGCUGACCCCGAGGUCACAGAAGCAGGGCUGGACCCUGGGGAGCCUGAACUAGGGCCCUACCUAGGCUGUUAGGAAACGGGCAGGGGGAGGGGCAAGUGGGGGGUGGUCAGGCCCACCGGGAAACAUGAUCGCUGCUUAACUCCCAUGUGGCCAUCUGCCAGCGGGGAACCGGGAGCCGCCCCUCCCCAGGGGGGCGGCCAGGAGGGCACGGGCGUCCUCUCCUGGAUUCGCCAAACCUGUCCGGAGCUCCGGCCCCUUAGGCUGCUGUGAGGGAGGCCCCCCGCGCCCACCCAAGCCUGCUGCCCAGCUCUGCACCCCCAGCCCUGCAGAGGUACAGGGAUGGGCCCUGUGGGUCCUCAGCACUGCCCCACAGCCCACCUGGAGCCCUGAACUCCAAGCCUCUCCUGUGCCACCUGUAUCCCAGGCAUGCUGAGUCGUUGCUGGCUGCCCGGCAUGAGGGGGUUAAUGGAGCCGGGUCCUCAGGGCUGGGCUGGCCGGGGACAGGGCGCUGGCUGCCCAGGCGGUGGGGAAAUCCAGAGGGCAGGAGCAGCCGGCCCCAGCAGACGCACCCUGCUCGCUGCCCACCUGUGGCCCACUCUGCAUGAGGGAUGGCGCUGAGGAAAGGAGGCCUGGCCCUGGCAGCGCUGCUGGUCUGCUGGGCGGCACUGGGCCCCCAAGGCCUAGAGGGAGUGGAGCUAGGGGACACUGGCGGCCUGCGCUGCCCAGCCGAGUGCACCUGUGGCCAGGACGACGACACAGACGAGCUCAGCGUCUUCUGCAGCUCCCGGAAUCUCACACGGCUGCCUGAUGGCCUCCCACAUGACACCAGGGCCCUCUGGUUGGACGGCAACAACUUCUCCUCCAUCCCCGCGGCGGCCUUCCAGAACCUGUCUGGGCUGGGCUUCCUCAACCUGCAGGGCAGCUGGCUCACCAGCCUGGAGCCACAGGCACUGCUGGGCCUGCACAGCCUCUGCCACCUACACCUGGAGCGGAACCAGCUGCGCAGCCUGGCGGCCCGCACCUUCCUGCACACCCCGAGGCUGGCCUCGCUGGGCCUUGGCAACAAUGGCCUCAGCAGGGUGGACGAGGGCCUCUUCCAGGGCCUGGCUGACCUCUGGGCCCUCAACCUCGGCUGGAACAGCCUGGCUGUGCUGCCCGACAUGGCCUUCCAGGGCCUGGCCAGCCUGCGGGAGCUGGUGCUGGCGGGCAACAAGCUGGCCUACCUGCAGCCCCCGCUCUUCUGCGGCCUGGGCGAGCUCCGUGAGCUGGACCUGAGCCGCAACGCCCUGAGGAGUGUUAAGGCCAAUGUGUUUGUGAAGCUGCCCAAGCUCCGGAAGCUCUACCUGGACCACAACCUUGUCACUGCUGUGGCCCCGGGCGCCUUCCUGGGCAUGAAGGCGCUGCGCUGGCUGGACCUGUCACACAACCGCGUGGGCGGGCUGCUGGAGGACACCUUCCCGGGCCUGCUGGGCCUGCACGUCCUGCGCCUGGCGCACAACGCCAUCGCCGGCCUGCGGCCCCGCACCUUCAGGGACCUGCACUUCCUGGAGGAGCUGCAGCUGGGCCACAACCGCCUGCGGCAGCUGCCCGACAAGGCCUUUGAGGGCCUGGGCCAGCUGGAGGUGCUCGCGCUCAACGACAACCGGAUCCAGGAGGUCAGGCUGGGCGCCUUCGCCGGCCUCGUCAACGUGGCCGUCAUGGACCUUUCGGGCAACUGCCUGCGGGACCUUCCGGAGCAGGCGUUCCGGGGCCUGGGCAGGCUGCACAGCCUGCACCUGGAGGGCAGCUGCCUGGGCCGCGUCCGAGCGCACACCUUCGCCGGGCUCUCGGGCCUGCGCCGGCUCUUCCUCAAGGGCAGCGGCCUCGUGGCCGUGGAGGAGCAGAGCCUGCAGGGGCUCAGCGAGCUCCUGGAGCUGGACCUCACCUCCAACCUGCUCACGCACCUGCCGGGCCAGCUCUUCCGGGGCCUCGGCAAGCUGGAGUACCUGCUCCUCUCGGGCAACCGGCUGUCGGAGCUGCCGCCAGACGCCCUGCGGCCCCUGCAGCGUGCGUUCUGGCUGGACAUCUCGCACAACCGCCUGCGGGCCCUGCCCGGGGGGGCCCUCUUGCCGCUGGGCCAGCUGCGCUACCUCAGCCUCAGGAACAACUCGCUGAGGACUUUCGUGCCGCAGGCCCCCCGCCUGGAGCGCCUGUGGCUUGAGGGCAACCCCUGGGACUGUGGCUGCUCCCUCCAGGCCCUGUGGGCCUUUGUCCGGCAGCACCCGCACACCGUGCCCCGCUUCGUCCAGGCUGUCCCAGAGGACGACGACAGCCAGCCGCCCGUGUACGCCUAUAACAACAUUACCUGUGCCAGCCCCCCCAGCGUUGCCGGGCUCGACCUGCGAGACGUGGGUGAGGCCCACUUUGCUCACUGCUGACCCGAGGCUCACCCUGGCCAGACACUGCCCUGUGGCCAGAACCGGCUCUCGCUGACCCAGGGCCUGGCAGGCACACUACCCUCCCGCUCUCUGGAGCCAGGCCCUGAGCUGCUCACUUGGUGGGGUGCCACCCUCCCACCCCAUAACACUGGAGCUUUGCCAGGGUGGGCUCAGGACCUGUGGGCACCUGCCGGUCCCUGAUGGCUUGACCUGGAGGGUGGGGAGCCCCCAGCCCUCCCUACCUGUCAUCAAUUAAAAGCAGUCUGGUAAACACAGCGUGUGGCCAUGCAGCAGGGGCCGGAGGGUGGAAGGCAGGCUCUGGCCUGGGUACGUGAGGCCACCCUGCUCCUCC
Messenger RNA from Manis javanica (Malayan pangolin), 4452 nucleotides. It is a transcript of the gene IGFALS, whose product is annotated as insulin like growth factor binding protein acid labile subunit. Lineage: Eukaryota; Metazoa; Chordata; Mammalia; Pholidota; Manidae. Gene Ontology annotation, molecular function: insulin-like growth factor binding. Gene Ontology annotation, cellular component: insulin-like growth factor ternary complex; extracellular matrix. The record is from RefSeq and is a predicted model, not a curated record.